Messenger RNA from Rubroshorea leprosula, 2326 nucleotides. The record is from the annotation of a GenBank genome assembly. NCBI's taxonomy places the organism in Eukaryota, Viridiplantae, Streptophyta, Magnoliopsida, Malvales, Dipterocarpaceae.
AGGGGCAUUUUCCCUUUGUUUUCUUCUGCAAUUAGUUUGUAGUUAUAGUAAAUAUCUAUUCUUUCUAGUUUCUUUCCAAUUCAACUUUCCUUCUUUUAGACUUCUUUUAGAAACAAUGGCUAAGUUUAAUUCCUUUCUAACAAUUCUCCUUUAAUGGGUUCCUUUUGGUUUCUGUGAAGAAUUCGAGGCUGUAUCAAAGUUUUCUGCUUUUUAUAUCUGAUCCUCUGUCUCUCGUUCUUCUCUGUUUUCCAAGAUUACUACAAUGCCGCCUUUAUACUUCCCUUUACGGUGGGAGAGUACCGGAGAGCAGUGGUGGUACGCCUCCCCAAUUGACUGGGCGGCGGCAAAUGGGCUCUAUGAUCUGGUUAUUGAGCUUCUCCAUCUCGAUACCAACCACCUAAUCAAACUCACUUCCCUUCGGAGAAUCCGCCGCCUGGAAACAGUUUGGGACGACGAGGCUCAGUUUCAUGGUGUCGCUAAAUGCCGCUCCUAUGUUGCGAGAAGGCUCCUUCAUGAAUGCGAGAUGAAGAAAGGGAACAAUUCUUUGCUCAGGGCUGGUUAUGGUGGCUGGCUCUUGUACACUGCUGCCUCAGCCGGCGAUGUGGCGUUUGUUAAGGAACUGCUGGAGAGAGACCCUCUUCUUGUGUUUGGAGAAGGAGAGUUUGGCGUCACUGAUAUGGUCUACGCAGCGGCGAGGAGCAAGAAUUCUGAGGUUUUCAGGCUGUUGCUUGAUUUUUCUUUCUCCUCGCGGUGCUGCCUUGGUGAAGCCGAGGAACAGGAAUUGAGUGAAGGUAAAUCAGUGUUUAAGGCGGAGAUGAUGAAUAGGGCUGUUCAUGCCGCGGCUAGAGGUGGGAAUUUGCAGAUUUUGAAGGAACUUCUCGAGGAUUGCCAUGAUGUUCUGGUUUACAGAGAUGAACAGGGAUCUACAAUUCUGCAUACAGCGUCUGGGAGAGGGCAGGUUGAGGUAGCGAAGGACCUUGUAUCAUCCUUUGACAUCAUCACGUCUACAGACAAUCAGGGGAACACAGCGUUACAUGUGGCUGCAUACAGAGGUCACUUGGCUGUUCUGGAGGUUCUGGUUCUGGCAUCUCCCUCUGUAGCCUCUGUGACAAACAACCAUGGGGAUACCUUCCUUCAUAUGGCAGUAGAUGGUUUUCGAGCACCAGGCUUCCGACAAGUAGACAGGCAGAUUGAACUCAUGAAACAGUUGGUAUCAGGCAAGGUUAUGGACAUCCGAGAGAUUGUCAAUGUAAGGAAUAUGGAUGGAAGAACUGCUCUUCAUGUGGCUGUCAUUGAGAAUAUUCAAUCUAGUGUGGUUGAACUUCUUAUGUCUGUGCCUUCAAUUGAUCUAAAUGUCCCUGCUGCUAAUGGAAUGACACCUCUAGAUUUCCUCAAGCAACGCCCAAGAUCUGCUUCCUCAGAGGUUUUGAUCAAGGAAUUGAUAGCAGCAGGAGGGAUCUCCAAUUACCAAGAUUACAUGGCUAGGAGUGUCAUUGCUUCCCAUCUGAAAGGACAGGCAAUAUGUGCAAGUCCUGGAACUUCGUUCAGAAUUCCUGAUGCAGAGAUAUUCCUGUAUACAGGCACGGAGAAUGCAUCCAGUGCCAGUUAUGAUCAAGAAAUUGCAGAAGACUACAGUAGAUGCUUGAGUGAAGUUAGUGACCUUAAUUUGAGCAAUUCCAUGGAAAAAAAGAAGACAGAUUCUGCAAGUUACGCUGCUAGACGCCUGAAGUUUCUUCUCCAGUGGCCUGUAAAGAAAGGGGUCAAAGCUAGAAGUACAGAACUAGAACUGGUAGAAGAUGAACCUCUGGAAGUGAGCAGCAGAGGUAGAAGUUGGGCAGACAGACACAUCCCAUUACGCCAGAAGUACUCAAACAGUUCUUCUUCCCUUCUGAACGACGGAAGAACAUAUGCUUUCAACCCUGAUCUCCCAAGUCCUACCGCCAGAAAGAAAUUUACUGCAGGCCUAAUGCAAGGUGUGAUUCAACCGAGGCCUUUUCAGUCCCCUCCAAGUCCUUCCUCAGGAUCCUUUAUGUCCUCACCUGUUUCAGUGAAUCAACUAAAGGCUCUCCAGGAUCAAUUAUCUAACGACAAAAAAAUUAAUGGGAGUCAGAGGCACGGUUCUUUCAACAAGAAGUUAAUGAACCAGUAUUUCUGUUUUGGUACAGAAGGCCUGGCUGUUGUAGAUCCUGUGAAAUUUACACGUUCAGAUCGCAGUUACCAGCGUGUGAGUUCUUCAGUUUCCUAGUUUUACUUAAAAGUAGUAUUGAAGUUUUGGGUACAAGAUAAUGUUUGUGUACAAUGUACAAAAUAUAUCCUUAAGUAAUGA